Molecule: messenger RNA, 1761 nt
Organism: Colletotrichum fioriniae
Lineage: Eukaryota; Fungi; Ascomycota; Sordariomycetes; Glomerellales; Glomerellaceae
Gene: HSP60
Product: chaperonin
Biological process (GO): protein refolding; apoptotic mitochondrial changes; mitochondrial unfolded protein response
Cellular component (GO): mitochondrial matrix; mitochondrial inner membrane
Molecular function (GO): ATP-dependent protein folding chaperone; ATP binding; protein-folding chaperone binding
Source: RefSeq, a predicted model, not a curated record
AUGCAGCGCGCUCUUUCUUCCCGCGCGAGAGCUUCCGUCCUCUCUGCUGCUCCCAGCAAGUUCCGUGCCGGUGCCGGCCUGGGACAGCAGCUUCGCUUUGCCCACAAGGAGCUGAAGUUCGGUGUUGAGGGUCGUGCCGCCCUGCUCGCUGGUGCCGAUACUCUGGCCAAGGCCGUUGCGACAACACUUGGCCCCAAGGGUCGCAACGUCCUCAUCGAGUCAAGCUAUGGCUCCCCCAAGAUCACAAAGGAUGGUGUAACUGUCGCGAAGGCAAUUACCCUCAAGGACAAGUUCGAGAACCUUGGCGCCCGCCUCAUCCAGGACGUCGCCUCCAAGACCAACGAGACCGCCGGUGACGGUACCACCACCGCCACUGUCCUCGCCCGUUCCAUCUUCUCCGAGACCGUCAAGAACGUCGCCGCUGGUUGCAACCCCAUGGACCUGCGCCGUGGUAUCCAGGCUGCCGUCGAUGAGGUCGUCGCUUUCCUCCAGAAGAACAAGAGAGAUAUUUCCACCAGCGAGGAGGUUGCCCAGGUCGCCACCAUCUCUGCCAACGGUGACCAGGAGGUCGGCAACCUGAUUGCCAAGGCCAUGGAGAAGGUCGGUAAGGAGGGUGUCAUCACCGUCAAGGAGGGCAAGACUCUGGUCGACGAGCUCGAGGUUACCGAGGGUAUGCGCUUCGACCGCGGCUUCGUCUCCCCCUACUUCAUCACCGACGCCAAGUCUCAGAAGGUCGAGUUCGAGAAGCCCCUGAUCCUCCUCUCCGAGAAGAAGAUCUCUGCCGUCCAGGACAUCAUUCCCGCCCUUGAGGCCUCCACUCAGCUGAGACGUCCUCUCGUCAUCAUUGCCGAGGACAUUGAGGGUGAGGCUCUCGCCGUCUGCAUUCUCAACAAGCUCCGUGGUCAGCUCCAGGUUGCUGCCGUCAAGGCCCCCGGCUUCGGUGACAACCGCAAGUCCAUCCUCGGUGACUUGGCUGUCCUCACCAACGGUACCGUCUUCAGCGAGGAGCUUGACAUCAAGCUUGAGAAGGCCACCCCCGAUAUGCUCGGCUCCACCGGUUCCAUCACCAUCACCAAGGAGGACACCAUCUUCCUGAACGGUGAGGGCGCCAAGGACGCCAUCUCUCAGCGCUGCGAGCAGAUCCGUGGCGUCAUGAACGACCCCACUACCUCCGAGUACGAGAAGGAGAAGCUCCAGGAGCGUCUUGCCAAGCUCUCUGGUGGUGUUGCCGUCAUCAAGGUCGGUGGCUCCUCCGAGGUUGAGGUCGGCGAGAAGAAGGACCGCUUCGUCGAUGCCCUGAACGCCACCCGCGCUGCCGUUGAGGAGGGUAUCCUGCCCGGUGGUGGUACCGCCCUUAUCAAGGCCUCCGCCCUUGCUCUUAAGGAUGUCAAGACCGCCAACUUCGACCAGCAGCUUGGUGUUACCAUCGUCAAGAACGCCAUCACCCGCCCUGCUCGUGCCAUCGUCGAGAACGCUGGCCUUGAGGGCUCCGUCAUCGUCGGUAAGCUCACCGAUGAGUUCGCCAGCGAGUUCAACAAGGGCUUCGACUCCUCCAAGGGCGAGUACGUCGACAUGAUUGCCGCCGGUAUCCUUGACCCCUUCAAGGUCGUCCGCACCGGUCUGGUUGAUGCCAGCGGUGUCGCUUCCCUGCUCGGUACCACCGAGGUCGCCAUUGUUGAGGCUCCCGAAGAGAAGGGACCUCCUCCUAUGGGCGGUAUGGGUGGUAUGGGCGGAAUGGGAGGCAUGGGUGGUAUGAUGUAA